Messenger RNA from Poeciliopsis prolifica (blackstripe livebearer), 1108 nucleotides. RefSeq lists its product as uncharacterized. The coding region runs from base 1 to 1086 and encodes 361 amino acids. Gene Ontology annotation, biological process: cell surface receptor signaling pathway. Gene Ontology annotation, molecular function: transmembrane signaling receptor activity. The transcript is spliced from 7 exons. The record is from RefSeq and is a predicted model, not a curated record. NCBI's taxonomy places the organism in Eukaryota, Metazoa, Chordata, Actinopteri, Cyprinodontiformes, Poeciliidae.
AUGAGGUUCCUGCGGCCUUCUCCACCAGGUGGCGUCCAGGAACAUCGUGGUGGGCGGAUCCUACCAGCACACCUGCUGCCACUUACCUUGUUGGGAGGAGUAUUUCAGGAGGACAUCGUCAACACUCCAGUGCCAGAGUGUCAGCUUGUUUUCGUUGCCGUGGAACUGCCGGCAUCCUGUCCGUCUGGAUUCACAGUGGCUGGGAGAAGCAUUGAGACCCCACGACCUGAUCCUCCUGGGUUCCCAAAGAGCCUGUCUCACCUGUCCGUCCUCCAACGCCGCAAUCGCCUGUUCCCUCAGCUCCAACCUCUGACCCACCGAGCAGUCUACCCCUCGCAGCUCCGCUUUCUCCACCAGCAAAUCCCAGAGAGAGAAUCAGUGACUCUGAUCUGUGAGGAUGAAAACAGAUCAGCUGGAUGGACAGUGAGGAGAAACACGACCAGGAAGCCAUGUGGAGAUGGAUGGGGAGAAAAUGAUGGUUCCACCUGUUACAUCAGUGUGCUGUUUCCAUGGGAUACUGGUCUGUACUGGUGUGAGUCUGGAUCCUCCAACAGCAUCAGCAGCAGCAGCAGCAGCAGCAGCAGCUGCAGCAUCCAGCUCUCUGUCUCUGGAUCAGUGAUCCUGCAGAGUCCUGUCCUCCCUGUGAUGGAGGGAGAUGACGUCACUCUGAGCUGCAGAGCAAGGAAUCCAACCCACAACCUCCCAGCUGCUUUCUAUAAAGAUGGCUCCUUCAUUGGUGAUGGAUCAGCAGGCAGCAUGACCCUCCUCCAUGUUUCCAGCUCUGAUGAAGGCCUCUAUAAAUGUAGCAUCAGCGGUUCUGGAGAGUCUCCAUCCAGCAGGGUCUCUGUCAAAGAUAAACCCAUCACCUCCUCUGCCCCCAGCAGUAAGUCUGUUACAGCAGCUGCUGCCUCUCUAAACUCCAAUCCUUCUCCUUUCACUGUGGGCCUUCCAGUUUUCAUCCACCUGGUCGUGUUUUGUCCGUACUUCAUCUCCACUCUGCUCCUGGUGUCUUUAUAUCGACACAAAGACAAAGGAAACCAUCUGCCCAUCUCAGUGGUCAUGUCUUCCUCUGCCCUGGAUGAAUAGACUGUCUGAUUCUGUGUCUUAA